CUGGAAAAGGAGUUCCUCGGCGUCGCCAUUUCCUUCAACCCCAUCCUGGCGCUGGCCGCCGUCGACCCGGAGGGCGCCAUCAACUCGGUGGAGCAGCUGGACGAGGACGCGGUGGGGUCAACGGUUACGCUGCUGGGGCACGUCAACGAGGUUACCGAGCGGUACACCCGCGACAACCGCAAGUUCCUGCGCGUCGAUCUGGGGAUGGUUGGCGGCCAGGUGGAAACUAUGGUCUGGCCCGACAACCUGGAAAAGACGGCCCACGUCUGGCAGCAGGGCGCCACGGUUCGGGUGGUCGGCCGCUUGCAGGUCCGGGGCGAUGACUUCUCGCUGGCCUGUUUCGAUGCCAGGGAGUUUCAGAUUGGAGAUCCGGCCGGAACUCCGCCCGCCGGAACACCGUCAGGCGGUGAAGCCGGUCGUCCCUACGCCGGCCCCAACCGGGAGGGAGCCGGCAACCCGACACGGGCCAAUGGGCACGGCAACGGCAAUGGAGCGCCGGCUCCGGCCAGCCCUGCCGCGCCCGUCGGUGGUCGGGAUGCCGGUAUGCUCAUCAGGAUGACCGAAACCGACGACGCCGACGGUGAUCGCUACCUGCUGCGUCAGGCCAUUCGGGUCAUGCUGGAAUACACCGGUGAUGACAAGGUGUACGUGGAGCUGAACCUGCAGGAGGGUCGGCGUGUCCUGAUGGAGGUUCCCACGGUGUCAACCAACGCCUGUCCGGAGUUGCAGCAGCGCUUGCUGGAACUGCUGGCGCGAGCUGCAAAUUCGCCGACAUGUAUCGCAGCUUCUGGGAACCCUUGCUCGGGCCUGCUGGCGUGA
Geodia barretti is the source of this 819-nucleotide messenger RNA. The record is from the annotation of a GenBank genome assembly. Lineage: Eukaryota; Metazoa; Porifera; Demospongiae; Tetractinellida; Geodiidae.